Molecule: messenger RNA, 1203 nt
Organism: Sphenostylis stenocarpa
Lineage: Eukaryota; Viridiplantae; Streptophyta; Magnoliopsida; Fabales; Fabaceae
Source: the annotation of a GenBank genome assembly
AUGGAGAGGAAAGGGAGAGGAGCACCACCCUCGACGGCGGCGCGUCCCAGGAAUAAUAUCCGAUCACACGCUUCCACGGAGGGAGUUUUCAACGGCGGGGCCACCGUGGGGUAUAGCCCUGGUCCCAUGACUCUACUUUCCAACUUAUUCGGCGAUGGCGAUGAGUGUAAGUCGUUCUCGGAGCUCCUCGCCGGCGCCAUAGUGGACCCCACCCCACCCCAGUUCUUUCUUGAUUCACCUUCUCAGGGACACUUUGGAAUGACAGACCAGCAAAUGCUAGCACAGGUCACACACUCCAAUGUGCAAAUCCAAGCUGAACAUCCAUUCUCCACAGCAGUGCCUGCUACCACAUUGACACAGUUUCACUCUCCAUCUGUCAAUGCUGAUAAGCCUAAUGAAGAUGGAUAUAACUGGAGGAAGUAUGGGCAGAAACAUGUCAAGGGUAGUGACUUUUCUCGAAGUUAUUACAAAUGCACACAUCCAAAUUGUCCUGUCAAGAAAAAGCUUGAACGAUCUCUUGGGGGUCAUGUAACUGCAAUUAUUUAUAAAGGAGAGCACAACCAUCCACGUCCUCAUCCCAGUAAGACCACAAGAGGUACCCUAACUUCAACUGAAAAUUCAGAUAAGUCGAAAGAAGAGAUGAGUUCUCAGAUGGAUCUAGAAUCUAGUCAGGCAACAGCUGAACAUGGGUCGGGGACAAGUGAUAGUGAUCAUGAGACUGAAGUGGAUGAGAAAAAUGAUGAACCUGAUCGCAAGAGGAGAAACACAGAAGCCAGACACCAGGAUCCAGACUCUUUGCAUAGAACUGUGGCAGAACCUAGAAUCGUUGUGCAGACAACAAGUGAAGUGGAUCUCUUGGAUGAUGGAUAUAGAUGGCGUAAAUAUGGACAAAAAGUUGUCAAAGGCAACCCAUACCCAAGGAGCUAUUACAAGUGCACAACCCCAGGUUGCAAUGUUCGAAAGCAUGUUGAGAGGGCUUCAACUGAUCCUAAAGCUGUCAUAACAACGUAUGAAGGAAAACAUAAUCAUGAUGUGCCAGCAGCUAGAACUAAUAGCCACACACUUGCCAACAAUAAUGCAUCACAGCUGAAAGAACAAAAUGCCACACCCAAUGAGACGCAUCGUUUCAGCAGCAGGGGUGUUGGGGGUUAUGAACAGCGACCUGUGGAAAAUCUAAGAUUGAAGGAAGAGCAUAUAACUUAG